Cantharellus anzutake is the source of this 4299-nucleotide messenger RNA. RefSeq lists its product as uncharacterized. The coding region runs from base 1 to 3999 and encodes 1332 amino acids. The transcript has 17 exons. Gene Ontology annotation, biological process: regulation of proteasomal protein catabolic process; proteasome-mediated ubiquitin-dependent protein catabolic process; protein deubiquitination. Gene Ontology annotation, molecular function: cysteine-type deubiquitinase activity; proteasome binding. NCBI's taxonomy places the organism in Eukaryota, Fungi, Basidiomycota, Agaricomycetes, Cantharellales, Hydnaceae. The record is from RefSeq and is a predicted model, not a curated record.
AUGACUCUGCUUUACCCUCAUAUGCUGAUGCGGUGCCUUCUGGGGAGGCGUCUUCUGUGGAUCCACUCAGAACUGCCGCCACCAUCCCAGCCUCUCAGUUUUACGGAAAGAGGCCGGAAUGUAACGAAGAAUAAGGAAGCUGGAUCUUCCUCAGUGGGCCCAGGCACUUCUCAUACGUCGUACAAAUUCACUGCCGAGUCUCCUUCGCAUGAUGAAGGCAUGGCUUCCAACUCAUCACGGAUAGAUGGUGACGCACAACCUCUUGAGGAUUACCGCCCACCAGAGCCGGUUUUUGAAACAACAUAUAAUACCGAUUGGUUCGAGGGUAGUCCGACAUGGGGUCAAUCGGGGCUUGACGUUCCGGUUGUGCAAGUUGGAAGGGAACAUUGGCUCACAGAACCGCCCCCCGAUUGGUGGGAUGCGAAGCAUGCCGCGUUCACAGAAUAUAGGCCUGGGCCUGGUCAAUUACCUUCACUUGUCACUGCCAACAUUUUUGCAGAGCCCCUCUAUCGUUGUGGAGUCAUUUCCGUCCCAACUCCACCCGAUCGCAAAGAGGGUACCCAUGGUCCGGACCCUAGAUAUUCGGCUUCUAAAUUAGAUGACGUCCGCAACUGCCUGCCGGAGCAUCUCUUUUAUAAUUUCAAAUCUCAUGGCUGGGUUUUCGUCAAUGUGGCACAGGAUGAAGCUUUGAGUGUUCCAUUGCGCGAGAUUCCGGGAAAACCCUAUCCUUCGGAUGUUGGUCGUGCGUUAUACGCUAACUGCACUGCUCGACCAGGGUUCUCGCAGCUUGUCUACGAAGAUAUCUCAAUCCAUCACCAUUUUCACGCCUACCCAGGGGCUACAGAUGUCCCCCCAUUACUUUCCGCUGCGUUCUCUUCCCUGCAUGAGGCCUCGUUCCAGUCGUCAGCUGGCGCAUCAGGGCGGGGUGGCAACAACGCCAACAAUGCAAACACACCAUCAACAACAGCAGACUUGGCAUCGGCUACAAUACGGGCAGAUUUAUACGUUUGUGCCCUUUGUCAAGUGUACGUUGUGGUUAGCGGAGUCAUCCCUGCCAUCAUUCCCCGAGAUGUGCUGGACACCUUAGUUUUGAGUCGUUCGAGUAACCCACCUCUGGGAAAGACUCCGCAGCAAAGUGUUAUCGCAGCAUUGGAACUCUUGGUGAAGAUUAUGGCCAAUUGCUUGUUCAAAGGUCAGGGAGGCGCCGUCAAUACCCAGGCAACUGGAUUUUUAAAUAAUCUGGGGUGGAAUGAGACCACCGCUGAGAUAUUUGAGCGCAUUGGGUUCCGCAGUCAUCAUGAACUUCCUAUGCGUCUGGCACCCCCUCCGUUUUCAUCUGCGUCCCCUCAGGGUAGUAGAAAUAGGGCAAUCAUGACUCGGGCAUGGAUUGAGAUCAGCGCGUGGCUACAUAUUUACAAGAGGUCGCCAGCCGAUCCAGGGGAUGGUGUCCACAUCUACACGAUGUCAUUACGGGAAGAAUUCGAGGGGCUGAUCGGGUCUCAAACAAGAGACCAGCCGUGGAUGUUUGCCACCAAUCCAUGGCAUGGAUCCUUGUUCCUGCAGUUUGGAAUGCCAGUAGAGUCCUACUCCGAGAAGCUUCUCGAGUUUGCCUUCCAUCAGCAAAUUCGUUGUGAUCCUAACAAUAUCCCUCAAUAUCUUUCGGCGUUAGAAAUGAUCGAAGAAAUUCCCGGUCUCCCCCACCGUCAAGAUUUAACAAACUUCAUCAUGACCCAAAAAUCUAGAGGCCUUUGGUCUCGUAAGGAUUUGGACCGUGCCGUGGGGUUGUUGGGUUUUGGACCAGACGGUCCUUUGCGGAUAAACUUCGAUCGCGACGUGGAUGGCCAUUUCUUGAUUGGUGCCUUUAGGAAUGCGUGGGACGGGAUUGACCUCAGCAAUGCGAAGGAGGGGUUGUAUGAUCCUGAGAAGCGUGAUACCUUGCGGCGGGAUCUCAAAGAAGCGCUUUUGAUUGCGUCUCAGUCUUUGGGCAGCCAGGUCAUCGUGGAACAGGCGAGACAAGAAAUCGAACUCAAGAGUAUGAGCCCCAACGCUGCGUAUGCUGCUUUUGACGCUACUAGGGACGUUGACGACGACACUCUAAUCGUCGCGUACGAGAUGCGUGCAACAGAACAACCAGGGGAGAUCGAUAAAUUACGAACGACUUUGCAGUUUAUCGCGGAGGACCGUAAUAGUGACCGAUUGCGCGGGUUUCUUGGGGGUGGAGUAGAUUCGGGACAGGGACACUCUCACCGUCUGGAAUGGCCUCGCGGAUUAUAUCAACUUGGGAAUACUUGUUACCUUAAUUCAUUGUUGCAAUACUUUUACACGAUCAGACAACUCAGAGAUGCACUUGCAUCAGGUUCCUUUAGGUCCGGUGCUGGGGAAGAGGACUUCAAAGGGAAACCAAUUGGAGGACGAGUUAUUUCUUCUCGUGAACUUGAUCGUUCUCGUAGAUUUGUGACACAUCUUCAUAACCUGUUUAUCAACCUCGCUCACGCAGAGACCCCUGCGGUCCUUCCCGAAGUGGAACUUGCCAAACUGGCACUUAUGACGUCCAAGGACGAGGAAAUGGGUUCUGGGGCUCAAGAAACCGCUGCAACAUCCAUCGGGAGUGCGGAGACAGACUCUACCUUAGUCGAGGCUAACGGGACGGAGGCUGAAAAUCCAUCAGACAUCCCAUCACUACCAUCCCAUCAGGUUUCUUUCAUGUCCGCGCCUUCGCCUCAAGUCACUAUACUGGGUAAACGUUCUAGCGAGUCCCGACUCACAGCAAAGCAGGAGCCCGCUUUGCCAAUGGAUGUCGACGAUUCACCGUCUCCCAAGCGUAGACAGACGACAGGCGAGUUAGGCCCCGUAUCCCAACGUGAAGCCACCCUUGCCGAGGACUCCGAGAUGUCUGAUCCGUCGGCAAACAAGGCGAAUCCGAGCCUUGCCUCAAGCGUUCCUCCCCCGUUACCCCCUCGAAAUCGCCAGCCCUCAGUAGGUGACAUGAUGUUCGGUCGACAAAACGACGUUUCCGAAUGUAUGGACAAUUGCAUUUUCCAGAUAGAGGCUGCGCUUCAGUUCGAUUCGGAACUUGGAGAAGGAUCCGAGCGUCUGAAUGUCGUGAAACGACUCUUUUACGGAACCAAGCGACAGCGGAUAACGCCCCUUGAUGAGGAUGCGAAGUCACAAAGCGUUGUCAGUGAAAAGACGGAUCUUUUUGCGCAGCUCCUCGUCAAUGUCUCCAAUGAAGGAACGGAUCUAUAUGAUGGGCUCAGCGGUUUUAUGGAUGAUGUCAUAGAAUUCGAAGGAAAGAAAGCCAGCAUGGAGGUCGUUUUAGUUGAAACUCCGCCAAUUCUCCAGAUUCAGCUCCAGAGGGUACAAUUUGAUCGCCAGACAAUGCAAGCCCGAAAGAACAAUGCAUACGUAGCAUUUGGAGAGACAUUGUACAUGGACAGGUUCAUGCAGUCGGCAAAUCCGGAGAAACGAGCGAAGUCAGCCAUCAUUCAAAAGGAUCUGCAGAGGUGUAGGGAACGUGUAGCUGUCCUCACCGAAAGCUCAACUGAUCCUAUACUUGAAUCACUGGCCCAGUCAGAAGAGCUGGCUCACGAUUUUCUAGCUGGUGGCGUGGAAGAGAUUGAUCAAGCACUCGUAGACUAUUUACGUGGCGAGAAGGAUGUUGUUCAUCGCGAAAUAGAGGACUGCCGUGCUCGCGCAAAGCAGUUAAAAGUCGAGCUGGAAGAACUCUGGUUGGACGAGCGGAAUCAAGAAUACGAGCUCUGCUCCGUUUUCAUUCACAGAGGGACCUCUCCCGCCUGGGGCCAUUACUUCUUCUACUCUUGCAAUCUUCCCAACAAUCCUAAUUCGUGGUUCAAGUACAACGAUUCUGAAGUUAGUGUUGUCUCCAAGGAUGAGGUUCUGGCGGACGGAACGGGUUCGACUGCUAAUCCAUAUCUUCUCGUGUAUGCCAGAAAGGGUUCCAAUGUCAUUGACACAGUCCACCGCAUCAUCCCCUCGUGACCGAACGGUACUCUCAUACAACCCAUCUAAUGUAUCUCUUACGGUUCUUGUAAUUGUCCGCAUAAUCGUUCAUUCGAUGCAACGAUCAAAAUUACAGACCACCCCUAUUGCAUCGAUUUUGGUGUCAAGAUACCUUCAAGGUUGAGCUGGUAUCAUCAGUUAAGUUCAUCACAUGGACCCUCCCGUGGCUUCGUGUCUUAUAUACAUAGUGUGAUUCUACAGCAAAAGCCUUUAUUUGGUAUUGGCGGAGCUUGAGAGGCCUUUGUAAAAUUUCGUUUCUGAUAGCCUGAUGCAAGCCUG